AUGAGUUCAAAUUCAACUCUCACUCCUAAAGGCAUUAGGUUUGCCAUAGAUCGGGGUGGCACUUUUACCGACGUGUGGGCGGCGGUUGAAGGCCAGCCUGACAUAGUCCUUAAGCUUCUAUCUGUCGAUCCUGAGAACUACGCAGAUGCACCCUCAGAAGGAAUCCGACGAGUGCUGGAGCAAGUGACCGGAACCACGAUCCCUCGAUCCUCACGACUGCCAAAAGGGCACAUCGAAUCCAUCCGGAUGGGCACUACUGUUGCCACAAAUGCUCUCCUCGAGCGGAAGGGAACUAGGCACGCUCUCGUCGUCACCCAGGGUUUCCGUGACCUUCUCGACAUUGGCCACCAGUCCCGCCCAAAGUUAUUCGCUCUCGAUCAUAGAAAGCCAGACACACUAUAUGAGGAGGUUGUUGAAAUUUCCGAGAGAAUCACGGUUGAAGAUUUUGAGGACCGACCCGAGGAGCUCGUCCUGCCCACCAAAGGUAUCCCUGGGACGUUGGUGGAGGGCUCAACGGGAGACAUCUUGCGCAUCAUCAAGCCUCUCGACGUCGCGGAGGUAAAAACAAAGCUGCUUGCUAUUCGAGAGAAAGGGAUCGACGCCCUUGCCAUUUGCUUCGCCCACUCCUAUCUCUACCCCCAGCACGAAGAGGCCGUGGCCAAGAUUGCCAUGGAGCUCGGCUUCACUCAUAUUUCUGCCUCCUCGAGCGUGGGCGCGAAGAUGAUUAAGAUGAUCUCGCGAGGUAGCUCCGCUUCGGCGGACGCAUAUCUCACCCCGGAGAUCCAACGCUAUGUUCAGACCUUUGCCAAGGGCUUUGAGUGCGGCAACUUGGAUGGUGUGAGGUGUGAAUUCAUGCAGAGUGACGGCGGCCUGGUCAACUAUAAGUAUUUCAGCGGUCUCAAGGCCAUUUUGAGUGGACCUGCAGGCGGUGUUGUGGGUUACGCUCGUACCUCAUACGACGGAAAGACGCCGGUUGUCGGAUUCGACAUGGGUGGAACUUCAACUGACGUGUCUCGAUACGGCGGGUCAUUUAAGCAUGUUUUUGAAACAACCACGGCUGGCGUCGCGAUCCAAAGCCCCCAGUUGGACAUCAAUACUGUGGCAGCCGGGGGUGGGAGCAUCUUGUAUUGGGAGAAUGGCCUCUUCAGAGUUGGACCCGAGAGCGCUGGGGCACAUCCAGGCCCAGCUUCCUAUCGUAAGGGUGGUCCUCUGACGGUGACGGAUGCCAAUCUUAUGCUUGGCCGAUUACUUCCCCAGUACUUCCCCUCCAUCUUUGGUCCGAACGAGGAUCAGCCUUUGGACGAUGAAAUUGUUCGCCAAAAGUUCUCUGAACUGGCGGACACAAUAAACCGAGAGACUGGCCGUUCCAUGACCCCUAUGGAAGUAGCAAAUGGCUUCAUAGACGUGGCCAAUGAAGCGAUGGGGCGACCUAUCCGUGCAAUCACAGAAGCAAGAGGGCACGACACCUCAGCUCACAACUUGGGUGUCUUCGGAGGAGCUGGUGGACAGCAUGCCUGCGAUCUAGCCAAGAAGUUAGACAUUAAGCGGGUCAUUAUUCACAAGUUCUCGAGCAUCCUCUCAGCAUACGGUAUGGCUCUUGCUGAAGUUUCGCAAGAGUUACAAGAGCCAAGCAGCGAGACCCUUUCCGCCGAAUCUAUGCCAAAGAUCCAACAGAGAAUCCAAUGUCUCAAGAGCGAGGCAAAGGCCAAACUCCUUGCCCAGGGAAUCGACGAGGAAGCCAUUCGAUACGAUGUGUAUCUGCAUCUGAGAUAUGAGGGGACAGAGACUCAACUCAUGAUCCAUGAGCCGGAGGAUGGCCAUUUUAGGUCCGCCUUCGAAAAAGAACAUUUAAGGGAGCUGGCGUUUUUGUUUCCAGACUCUAAGAAAGUUCUUGUCGAUGACAUCAGGGUCUGCGGCGUUGGAGCAAGCGAACACGUCAGUCAAGACAAUGAUCGCCUUCGUAAGGAGCUGGAAGAGACUUCAUUUGUUCCCAUCGAAGCACAAAAUGCGGCUCACAAGGCCAAAGUGUACUUUAGCCCGGUUGGAUACCAGAUGGCACCGGUGUUCCUACUGGAGCAACUGAAGAGAGGAGACGUAGUCGAUGGACCAGCCCUGAUUAUCGACAAGACUCAAACGAUUGUUGUCGCCCCUAGUUCGAAAGCCUUUAUCCUGACUUCUCAUGUAAUCAUUGAUCGAUCAGACGAAAGUACGGUUCCUGUCGUGGACGCGACGGAAGAUGUGGCCGACCCCAUUCAGUUGUCCGUCUACAGCCACCGUUUCAUGGGUAUCGCGGAACAAAUGGGGAGGACACUCCAACGGACCAGUCUGUCCCUCAACAUAAAAGAGAGGCUAGAUUUCUCCUGCGCAAUAUUCGGGCCAGAUGCCGAACUUGUCGCCAACGUACCGCAUGUCCCGGUGCACCUGGGCAGCAUGAGUUACGCCGUGAAAUACCAGUCGGAGUUUCAUAAGGGUGAUCUGAAGCCUGGAGAUGUCCUCGUUUCGAACCACCCGGAGGCUGGUGGCACGCAUUUGCCAGAUAUUACCGUCAUUACUCCAGUGUUUGAACCAGAUGGAAAGACGAUCUGCUUCUAUACCGCUUCUAGAGGUCACCAUAUGGAUAUUGGUGGACUGAAAGGAACCUCGAUGCCGCCGGACUCGACUUCAUUAUACCACGAGGGUGCAUCUAUCAAGUCUUUCUUCUUAGUGAGAGAUGGGAAGUUCGACGAGAAGGGUAUUUGCGAUAUCCUACUCGAGCCUGGUACCCAUGAGGGCUGCACCGGCUCCCGAAGACUAGGAGAUAACAUCUCGGACUUGAAAGCGCAGAUUGCUGCAAACAACAAGGGUGCGGCAUUGAUACAAGCACUGAUAGCUGAGAAUGGGAAAAACAAGGUUCAUUUCUACAUGAAAAAGAUCCAGGAGAAUGCCGAAAUCGCGGUCAGAAACUAUCUCAAGGGAGUAAGACAAAAGAACGGAGUUGCUCCUCUGACUGCUGAAGACUCGAUGGACAACGGAUCGACCAUGAAGGUUUCGAUCACAAUUGAUGAGGAAGGAACUGGAAUCUUUGACUUUGAAGGCACAUCUUCCGAAAUGCUCUCGAAUAUGAAUGCCCCUCCGGCCAUCACUUACUCGGCGCUCAUCUACACCAUGCGGGUUCUGAUCAAUAGCGAUGUUCCACUUAACCAAGGAUGUCUUACACCAACAAAGGUUCUUAUCCCAAAGAAUACCUUCUUGAAUCCCUCUGCUGGCCGAGCUGUCUGCUGUGGCAAUACACUCACCUCCCAACGGGUCACUGACCUCCUGCUGAAGGCUUUCCGCGCGGCUGCCGCCUCACAAGGAUGUAUGAAUUGCAUGGGCUUCUUCGGCCGCGGCGGGCUUGGUUCAGACGGGAAACCACUGCCGGGAUUUGCAUACAACUAUGGAGAGACGAUUGCUGGGGGCGCUGGGGCUGGGCCGACAUGGCACGGCGCAAGUGGCUUGCACACGCACAUGACCAACACGAGGACCACGGAUGCUGAAGUAUUGGAGAGGCGGUACCCUAUCCUGGUGCGUGAGUUCUCGAUCCGCAAAGGAAGUGGCGGAAAGGGCAAGCUUAAUGGUGGUUGUGGCGUGGUGAGAGACUUUGAGUGCCGUGCUCCUCUAACCUUCAGCAUGAUCUCGGAGCGCCGCGUGAAUCAGCCCUACGGGAUGGAGGGUGGUGAACCUGGUCAACGCGGGACAAACUACUGGGCUCAGUGGAAUGAAGAUGGGUCGUAUACAUGGCUCAACAUAGGGCCGAGGGGUCAAAUUGACAUGGACCUGGGUGAUCGAUUCGUGGUUCACACUCCAGGGGGUGGUGCUUGGGGCAAGGCAGGGGAUGGCGAUUCGAUCACCACUGAGCAAAAGAGUGUCGAUUUCCAGCCACGGGCUAAUGGAAGCCUGAAUGCUUUCCUUGCGGCUCAGUUAGAAGCCUAG
Messenger RNA from Clonostachys byssicola, 3951 nucleotides. Lineage: Eukaryota; Fungi; Ascomycota; Sordariomycetes; Hypocreales; Bionectriaceae. The record is from the annotation of a GenBank genome assembly.